AUGGCCGGAUGGUGGGAUAUCACGUCUUUUGGCGACAUGGAGAACAAAUACAUGGAGAUAUUGGGUAUCCAAGCUAUCUAUCAAGAGACGUCUUUUGGAUGGCGCGGUGGCAAAGAGCCUAUCAUAUGGGUUGAUACAGCAAAAGGCUAUUCAUACGCCAUGCAAAAGCCGCUCUUGGAUUACAGGUCAACAUGGGAGCAACUAGUAGAGAGUUUUGCCCUGGAGCAUGAAGGGAGGUUGGCUUGUUUUCAACAACUCCCGAUCAGCCCGACCAGGCCAGCUUGGUGGACUACUACCAAAAGCUGGGAUGCGUUUAUCGCACAUGGUCGGAUUGGCAAGAAUGCCCGAGCGAGUGUGACUCGCGACGAAGGCAAAGGUGGUAAUGAGUCACAAGACCGCCAGGAGAAUGUGGAGCUGGAACAGAGAGGGAGAGAGGAGCAGAGGCGAGAAGCCUCUAGGACAAACUUGGGAGAGGGGAAUGGGGAAGACUCCCACAUGAUUGCGACCCCCGGCUCAGAGGUGGCCAUCCCGGCCAUGAAUCCAGACUCAGGAAUAGAGUUGGAUAUGGACGUAGAUGCAGAUGCAGAUGCAGAUGCAGAUGCAGACGCAGAUGCAGACGCAGAUGCAGACGCAGAUGCAGACGCAGAUGCAGACGCAGACGCAGCGCCCGCUCCCGAACCCGCGCCCGCUCCUGAGCCCAAGCCCAAAUCCGAGCCCGCUCCCGCCACCGCCACCGUAUCCAAGCCCGCCCCCAAACCCGCUUCUGAACCCGCGUCUACACCCCCACCCAAACCUGUUCCUACCCCUGCGUCUGCUCCCACUCUUGCUCCUGCUCUUGCUCCUGCUCCCGAACCCGCCCCCGCUCCUGCCCCCGCUCCUGCCCCCGCUCCUGCCCCCGCUCCUGCCCCCGCCCAUGGAGAUACCGGUGCUGAUGCGGGCGCGGACAUGGACGUGGGCAAUCAACUGGAUGAGACUACGGGAAGGAAAGACUUCAUGGAAGAGGUGCCUGAGACAGACGAGGAAGAAGUGCAAGGUACAUUCUCUGGUGACCCAAAACACACUUCCCACCACAGUCAGACUUUGCCGGAUGGCACAAGCCAUAACCCCGAGGCAAAUAUUACUCUACUAGCCCCACCGGCCCCGGUCCCGGUCCUACCACAAAGUGGGGAAGAAAAUCCGGCUGCGCAUUUGGGUACUUCUUCCAUGGACGACUUUCUGAGGCGGUCAUCAUCCCUAAUGGCCCAAUUCAGACAAGAGCGGGACAGGAUGGCCAACAAGGGCUUUCAACUGUUGGUGGAACCCAUGUCUGGACAGCAGCUAGCAUCUCCACCGACCUCGAUUAACCCUGCCAUGUUAACUGUUUCUAGCUCGGCCGCACCGUUAGCGUCGACAUCAAUGUCGGCCCAUGCUCCACGGGAAGUUACUUCCUUUCAGCCCGAGCCCUCUCAGCCCACUCCGCCCCCCAACGCCAGACAGUCGAAUCCAUAUACACAAACCAAUUUUGACAAUACACGCCAGCGCCCUCGCGCUUCCCACAAGCACUGA
Messenger RNA from Rhizoctonia solani, 1545 nucleotides. Its product is annotated as Flocculation protein FLO11. The transcript is spliced from 4 exons. The record is from RefSeq and is a predicted model, not a curated record. The coding region runs from base 1 to 1545 and encodes 514 amino acids. NCBI's taxonomy places the organism in Eukaryota, Fungi, Basidiomycota, Agaricomycetes, Cantharellales, Ceratobasidiaceae.